CUGGAAAAUUCCAAUAUUGUGACCAGUGAGGGACUGAUGGUGUUAAAUAACCGGAAAAGUCUCCUAAAAAGCGUUUGAUACCCGCCACUGCCUCUGAGUCUACCGUUCUGUUCUUCAUUUGUGUGCGUUAAGCAUUCUUCUUUCUUUCCUUCUCAUUUUUCACCCAUUUAUUUUCAGAGUUCUAUUUGCUGCUAUUUUCCCCCCAAUUUCCUAGAAACUAAACUAGGAUAAUAAUAUAGAAGGUAAACAAAUUAUGGAUAUUGAUGCAAUUUUUGGGACCAUUCGACCCGUGAGUGUUCCAAGGAAGAGUGCCAUUUAUGUGUGGGGGUACAAUCAAUCAGGGCAGACAGGUAGAAAGGGGAAAGAGGAUCAGUUGAGGAUUCCCAAACAGCUUCCUCCUGAGCUGUUUGGGUGUCCGGCUGGCACCAAUGCGCGCUGGUUGGAUGUUGCCUGUGGUCGGGAGCACACGGCGGCGAUUGCCUCUGAUGGCUCACUCUUCACUUGGGGGGCUAAUGACUUUGGUCAAUUGGGUGAUGGAACUGAGGAGCGAAGGAAACUUCCAGAAAAAGUAAAGCAAUUAGAGUCAGAGUUUGUAAAAUCUGUAUCCUGUGGAGCACAUUGUUCUGCUUGCAUUGCUGAACCUCAUGAAAAUGACGGUACCAUCUCCACAAGAAGGCUCUGGGUGUGGGGGCAAAAUCAGGGGUCGAAUCUUCCAAGGUUGUUCUGGGGGGCAUUCAAACCUAAUACUAUUAUUCGUGAAGUGUCCUGUGGAGCUGUCCAUGUGGUUGCUUUGUCUGAGGAAGGCCUACUACAAGCUUGGGGCUACAAUGAAUAUGGUCAACUUGGCCGAGGUGUUACUUGUGAAGGACUACAGGGGGCUUGUAUUAUAAGUUCUUAUGCUAAAUUCCUUGAUGAAGCCCCUGAGCUUGUGAAGAUUGCCAAAGUGUCAUGCGGGGAGUACCACACAGCAGUCAUUUCUGAUAAGGGCGAGGUCUACACAUGGGGGCUAGGAAAUAUGGGCCAGCUUGGGCAUUCUUCACUCCAGUACGGGGAUAAAGAGUUACUGCCAAGGAGGGUAGUUACCCUUGAUGGUAUUUUCAUAAAGGACGUGGCAUGUGGCGGUGUACACACAUGUUCUGUAACUCAGGGAGGAGCACUUUAUGCCUGGGGUGGUGGUCGGUCUGGGCAGCUAGGGCUUGGCCCCCAAACUGGAUUAUUCUCGUGUGUUGCUAAUGACUCUCAGACAUUUUUCCGAAACAUUCCAGUUUUAGUAGUUCCUAAAGGUGUGCAACUUGUUGCAUGUGGGUAUUCUCACACCCUUGUCUCUAUGAGUGAUGGUCGAAUUCAUGGAUGGGGUUACAAUAAUUAUGGUCAGGCAGCAAAUGAGAAAUGUACAUAUGCUUGGUAUCCAUCACCAAUUGACUGGUGUGUUGGGGAGGUUCGGAAACUAGCUGCUGGUGGUGGUCAUUCAGCUGUGUUGACUGAUGCUUAUUCAUUAAAGGAGUUAUGCGAGUUUGUACUUGCAGAUAGUAUGACUUUAUCUAAUGCUGCUAAGGUUGAGGAUAUUGCAUAUAGAACUGGAUCAGAUGCUUUGGCGCGCCUUUGUGGAAGACUUAGAGAGUAUAUGCUUGCUGGUGGAGCUCUUGAACAAAAGGAGGAGAUGAACUGUAAAAUCUGACUAAGCAUAUAAAGUUAGUAUUAGUAAUUAUUUAUGUAUACUCAUGUUGUAUGAUACAUGUAUUCAUAAGGGGAAUGUCGUCAUUAUUGAACAAAAGCAAUCACACGAUUGACGCAAGCAAGAAAUCACUUGCUACGUAGACAAUGAAUUUGUCCAUAUCGAAUCAACAGAUCACUAACUCUUGUAGGGUGAACAUCGUAAACAUUCUGAAUAACUCUUGAUUUAAACGAGACUCCAGUUAUGUUGAUUAGCUACUUU
This is a messenger RNA of Glycine soja, 1936 nucleotides long. Its product is annotated as ultraviolet-B receptor UVR8-like. NCBI's taxonomy places the organism in Eukaryota, Viridiplantae, Streptophyta, Magnoliopsida, Fabales, Fabaceae. The transcript has 10 exons. The coding region runs from base 254 to 1678 and encodes 474 amino acids. The record is from RefSeq and is a predicted model, not a curated record.